Molecule: messenger RNA, 2994 nt
Organism: Jaminaea rosea
Lineage: Eukaryota; Fungi; Basidiomycota; Exobasidiomycetes; Microstromatales
Exons: 2
Coding region: 41-2908 (955 amino acids)
Biological process (GO): maturation of SSU-rRNA
Cellular component (GO): nucleolus
Molecular function (GO): RNA binding
Source: RefSeq, a predicted model, not a curated record
UCAAAGCCACAGGCCUGCCACUCACAACUCACAACUCAGCAUGCCGGCUGCGUUAUCUGGUCAUCCUUCUCUGACGCCGCCGACGGUCUUGGGAUCGUACGGUUUGCCGCCUGGGCGAGCGGGUGACUCUCUACUCCAGACAUCGGCCGCUUCAUCGUCUCGCCUCUCUCAUGCUGCCAUUGGGGAGGCAGUCAAAAUCUCCUCCGGUACUGUUAGGAGGGCAAGAGGUCUCUUUGCGACAAUUGUGGCCGGCAAUGCCGUCACACUCUAUGAUGCCGCUAAUUUGACGCCAGUCCAAAGCUUCACCCUUUCCCCUACGGCACAGCCUUGCACACCUCCUCUCGUCACCCUUCAGUCCAUCAGCAAAACCGCAACUCUACGUACCACGUACGUCGGCGUCACUUCGUCCACAGGUCAGGGCUGCGAGUUGUGGGCAUGGUCAGAGCGCCUCGAGACAAGGGCAAAGCAAAGCGCUAGCGCCAACAAGGUCGUCGUUUCCCUUGCCGAGCCAGUAGCAUCGCUCCAUGCUCUAGCUUCAGGAGACAUCCUGGCACGGAAUUCGAACGGCCAAUUCGGCAUGAUCAGCAGGACAACUCCCCUCGAUGCUGAGCCUUCUCAGUUCGCCGUCUUUGCAUUGCAAGGCGAAGCCAUCCAAAGCCAAGCGUCGAGCUCCAGUCAUUCCGUGGUGCACUCUCUGUCCAUCCUGGACUCCGCCGCAGCCGCACAGAUGAUGGCCAAUGGCGGCAGCUUGGGCGAAAAUGCCGUUGCCGUCGUCGUCGCAGUCACGUCAGCCGGUCACAGCGAAGGCGCGAGCUCAAAUACAGCCAAGGAUGCAAAGAAAUCAAGGAGGAGAAAAUCAGCAAUGGAAGUUAUCGAUGCUGCAGAGAGCAGCAAGUCAAGUAGGGAUGCAAUCGCUCCUGUCGGUGAAUUGCUUAUUACCGCGAGCAUCAUCAGCAAGACAGACGCUGGCCAGGCGGUCAAAGAGCUUGGCACCGCCGCACUUGCUGGCCAGAGUGCCGCUUCGAUUAUCGACCUACACCUCUACCAUGACGGAAAGCUCUCCAUGUUGACAAGGCACGGCGAUAUCAAGCUCUGUCAACUCAGCAUCGGCGCCAGCGGCGUCUCCAUCACUCCGACACGGACCACGUUAUUGGCGCACAUUUCCCCCGCUCCCUUCCCCUCAAGACCUGCCGCCGUCAUCCGUCUCUCCUCCUCACAUCUUCUCAUCCUCCUCCAUGCAGUCAGCGGGCCAAGCUCAGGCAAGCUUGCGGCAUUGAUCUGGGACACAGAACUUGAUGCUGUGCUUGUCGCCUCUGACUUCCCCAUGCUGGCCGCUGCCGGGUUGACGGACGAUGAGCAACGCAUUGCGAUCAGUCUCGCUCGUGUCGGCGGGUCUCAGGUUGUGGUCAACGUCAGCUACUGGGGCCAUACGCCGACGCAGGAAGCGGUGUUGAGCGUCUUUUGGGCCUUGCCCUUCUUCAUUCCAGAGGGAAGCGUGCUGCGCCAUGCUCUUGGCAAGGGGCCGCUCACCAAAACCUGGCUACGUGAGACUGAGAGCGCUGCAAUGCCGGCGUCCAAGAAGGAGGAAGGCUCUGCUACAGGCCUCCUGCCUUCCCAGUCGGAUCUCCUGGUCAAGAUGCAGAAACUAUCUAGCCAGGUAAACGAGGCAGCAUACACCGAGAUGGACAUUCUCUUCACUGCCUGGCUGGCCGAAGAACAGGAACGCUUGCGUCUGGCGUGGGAGCAGGAACAGGCCAAGCGUGCGCAAGACGAGGCAGACGAGGCGGCUGCAGCGAACGGCGGAGCUGACGAGGACAGCGAAAGCGAAGGCGAGAAAGCUGCGGAUGAGGGCGGAGAGGCACAGCGCCAAGCUGCAUCGGCUAGUCGCAAGUCGAACCGCGAUUCACCGCCAAAGCCGCAGCUUUCCUAUUCAUUCGUCAAAGCGCUACUAGACGUGGCGCUGCCGCCUGCCAAGAGCGGAACGUCUUCGUCGUACGCACGCAAAAUCGUCUCCUACCUCGUCGAGCGUCGAACUCUCAGCUGCGGGAUGUUUACUGGGACAGAGCAGAGCCUGAUCGGGCGUCUGCGAGCACGCAAUGACUGGCAGCAGAUCGUUGCGGUCCUCCGUAUGGUAUCGGACGUGAGCGAGUCGGAGCUCGUUAGCCUCCUCAUCGAGGUGCUCAAGAGCCAAAGAGCCGGCAGCAAUGGCAGCGAGGGCGUUGAGGCCAAGCCGUCCCUGGAAAGCUUCCUCUCCCUCUUCCUGUCCCUGUCGGUCUCACGGCCCCUCCUCCGCAGCACCCUGCAUGGCCGCAUAACACAAGUCGACGAUGUGGUGUCCCUCAUCCAAGUGGUCACCACCUGGCUUCAAGAGAGAGCCGUCGAGCCGUUGGACCUGAAUGCCCUCCUCGUGGAAUUGCCUCAGUCAUCGUCAGGCAAGCUGAGCAAGAACCAGCGAAAGCGUCUAGGCAAGGAGGGCCGCGUCAAGGUGCCCGCAACCCCCGACUUGAUCCAGUUCGCCAUGGACCUGAUCGACGUCUACUUCCCGCUUCUACUCAACUCCCCCUCUUCCCUUCCUGCCUUGCGAGCCCUGGAGAAGCCCUUGGCCGUGCACCUCGGGACAUGCGAGCAGCUUUCCCUCCUUCGUGGGCCGCUCGACGCUUUUGCGAGGGUAGAAGCUGAUAGAAAGUUAGCCGCGGAGUAUGAGGCAACAGUGAGGCACGCCCAGCAGCAACAGCGUCAUCGUGAUCCCAGGAUCGCGAGGAGGGCCGCUGCAGAGGGCGGAGUGGAAGAGAAGAGUCAGACUGGUGGUGGAGCCACCGUGGCUGGGGCGAUGAAGAGUGCUAGAUUGCAGGCGCUCGAGAACAGUGCGCUUGUUGGGCCGUACAGUGUUGAGACGCUCGAAGUCUAAACCUGUGACAAUGCCAAUUGUACCUUCCGGAGCCUCGUCAUCACCAUAUUCAAUAAUAGUCGCGUCUUGAGUACCCAAAAAUAUCG